AUGGCAGCCCUGUGCCUGGUUGAGUCCUUCAUCAGAGGAGACUGCGGGCCGCGCUGGCCUGUGGAGGAGGUGCACGAGAUGCUGGCAGUCGCCAAGAGUGCAAUGGCCAACGGCUGUGGAGAGGAAGCCAGCAACCUGAGAAAGUGUAGCGGCUGCCGCGCGGUGGCCUACUACAGCCGCGCCUGCCAGCUGCGGCACUGGAAGGAGGGCGGGCACAAGCAGCAGUGCGUGCAGCUGGCGGCAGGCAGCGCUGAAGCUGGCAGCAGCACCCGAGGUGGCCACUAG
Molecule: messenger RNA, 285 nt
Organism: Chlorella variabilis
Lineage: Eukaryota; Viridiplantae; Chlorophyta; Trebouxiophyceae; Chlorellales; Chlorellaceae
Exons: 2
Coding region: 1-285 (94 amino acids)
Source: RefSeq, a predicted model, not a curated record